Messenger RNA from Nicrophorus vespilloides, 872 nucleotides. RefSeq lists its product as uncharacterized. NCBI's taxonomy places the organism in Eukaryota, Metazoa, Arthropoda, Insecta, Coleoptera, Silphidae. Bases 1 to 837 code for a protein of 278 amino acids. The record is from RefSeq and is a predicted model, not a curated record. The transcript has 2 exons.
AUGGGAUCCUUCUGGUUCACGUGCGCUUUCCUCUCGGUUGUUUGUCUUUUUGCUGUUGGCGCAGCAGAAGAGCUGACGGAAUCCCAGAAAAGAUUCACCGAAGUCGCAGCGAUCCUCAUCGACAACAACUACGCUGUGUGCGUCGAGAUCAAUCUUAAGGAUGUUACGGAUGAGAACGUUUUGGAAAGCGAGAAGACUAAAUGCAGAUUGACGACGCUCGAAGAUCUCGAAGUUCUGAAAGCGCAAUUCGCGAAUCUGCAGCCGGAUCACGAGGCGGAAUUCACGCAACUCUUCGAGAAGACUAAAGAAAGUAUUGAUAAUAAAUUCAAGGGGGCUAAUAGGAAGGGUCUCAUCACGAAUUUGAUUGGCGGCGUCAGGAAUCUGGUGGACACGGCUCUGAUUAAACCGACGAAACUUGGUUUGUUGAUCAUAGAUGAUAUCUGGAAGGCUUUCGUUCCCAAAUUGCAGAGACCGCUCGUGACGAAGGUCGAUGAUAAAUUCCGUGGAUACGCGCAGAAAGAGUCCGGAGAUCCGAUCAUCAUCGUCGGUGAUAAAGUCGAGUGCGAUGCGACUUAUGUGGUCGCCUUCCGCGAUGCCCUGCAGGAUCUCAUUUCUGACUCUCUGGAAAGGUACAUCCUGAAGAAGGGUCGCAAGGCUCGCGAUCCCAAGAACAUAGCGAAGGAGAAGGAGUACAUCUUGCUGAAGGUGGAUGUCUUCAAGAAGGAAACCAUUGAUAAACUGACUAUCUGCGAAGGAUUGGUCGUUGGCAUUCAAUCGAUUGAGGACAAUCUCGAGAAAGAGCUACAGUCGAUCAUUGAGAAAGCUGUCUUCUUGUAAAUACAACAAUUAAACGAAAUUCGAAUUUAAACGAA